Aphanomyces invadans is the source of this 2089-nucleotide messenger RNA. RefSeq lists its product as hypothetical. Gene Ontology annotation, biological process: activation of GTPase activity. The transcript has 6 exons. Lineage: Eukaryota; Oomycota; Saprolegniomycetes; Saprolegniales; Verrucalvaceae. Bases 31 to 1929 code for a protein of 632 amino acids. Gene Ontology annotation, molecular function: GTPase activator activity. The record is from RefSeq and is a predicted model, not a curated record.
AUUUUGUAUCGCGCACGACAGGAGACCUCAAUGGAGUCCGCGGCGGCGCCGUCGGCCGACACGUCAACAAUCCUCAGCCGCAUUAUCAAGACAGCAACUGCGUCAUUGUCGUCUUCCUCAAUCGCGUCCCUCGUCGGCAGCGACUCCCGUUCAGCCACACCUACAACAACUCCUACGUCGAUGGCAGCGAAACUCCCCCGACUCAAGGCUGGACGCUUGCUCCUCGAAGUUCAGGGCAUGCAACGCAAAUGGGAAUCAUACAUCGUCGCUCUCGUUGGGACGGACGUGACUAAUCUCACGCUCUACUACUACAAGGAUGCCACAGACAAAAUCCCCACGGGUAUGAUUCAACUGCAUAGUGCCAGCGUCGACUUGAUGGAAGAAGUUUUUUGCGUCAUCACGCUGGAGCAGACAUGGUACUUAUGUGCUGAUACUCCUCACGAUGCCGAGGAGUGGGUCGAUCUCAUUUGCACCACACUGGAAGCUGCCGCGAUGGACGCGCCAUUUCCGACGACGACGCAAGUCGAUUCUCCGUCGUUUCCAAGCGGUGGUCGACGGCGACGGCUGUCAAGCCACAUCACAACCUCGACUGUCCUCGAGAUUCAAUCCCGCGACGCCAGCACUCGAGUCGAUGAAUUCAUCGAGAUUUUCGUGCGGUCGAAUGAGACAGACAUCCGCAGUCAAGCGGCGCGGGGGGCAUUCUCGUGGUCGUGUCUGCGCAGCAUCACGUGGCGGCUCUGGCUUGGCUGCUUGCCCAUGGAUGCACCGAUCGGCAGCUGGACAGCGAUCACGUCCGCCCACCGACAGCGUUAUGAGUCGCUGCGGCACAAACACGUCCCCGAGGACUUGCCGGCAAUCAUUCAGCGCGAGGACUUUGCGAUGCAUGACGACGCGGAAGUGGAAGACGGGUCGUCGACGGCGCGUCGAAACGACAUGGUGCACGCCAUCUACAAAGACGUGCGUCGGACGCGGUGCAACAUGCAGUUCUUUCAAAGCGACCACAUGCAACGCAUGCUCGUGCACGUGCUGCUCGUGUACGCGGCGGAGCACCCUGCUGUGUCGUACAACCAGGGAAUGGGGGAGCUCUUGGCCGUCCUCGUGUACUUGCUGCACGUGGAGCGAUGGCCCAACAGUGGCAGCGACCGCACCAGCCAAGUCGAUGACAUCGACAACGAUGACGUGAGCAGCACGGUGGAUGAGGGCGAUGACGAAGGAGACGACGACUCGUAUGUGCACGUCGACAUGGUCGACGUUGGCAGGUCCAUGCUGGGCUCGGACUCUGUGCUCGAGAUGCGGCCGUUUGCAGCGUUGAAAGCCAAAUGCACGUCGACCUGCAAAGACACGGUCGCAGCGCUCCUGGCGACCCUCGCCGACAACUUUUUCCUCGAGCAUGACACGUACGCGUUGUUUGAGCAAGUGAUGAAGCGCAUGGCACCGAUGUUUUGCCCCCACGUUUCCUCUACGCCAGCCGCACGGGCGCCACCGACAGACCAACCAUCCCCACCCUGCUCCCCACGCGAUGACUUGUCUGCUCUGCAAGCGACAUGCGACCGCAUUCACAACGUCCUCCUGCAUCGAGUCGAUCCUGCCCUUGCUGCUCACCUCGACUCGUUCGACGUACCGCCCGAAGUGUACCUGCUGCGGUGGGUUCGCCUCCUCCUUGCUCGAGAAUUCCCCAUGUAUCAAGUCUGGGUCAUCUGGGAUUCCAUCUUCGGCCUUUCCCCGCAUGACUUUGGCUUUGUCGAUGUGUUGUGUGCUGCGAUGCUCCACGACAGCCGCACGUUGCUCCUGGCCCAGGACGACACCACAGGCCUCCUCCAUGCCCUCAAGGAGGUCGGGGAAAGCCACAGCAAACUUGUCGACAGCGCGAGAAAGAUGUAUACCCAGCAGCAACUCGCCCACGUGGCGGCGCACUUUGCACCGAUGUAGCGCUCCUCGACUCGUUGUACGUGCACCGUUAUGGGACUGUUAACCUAUGGGAAGACACACACAGCUAUGUUCAUGUGCCGCCAUGGGACAUGGUGAAUCACUUGGUGGCAAUCACAUCUUGUUCUGGUUCGAUCUGCGCGGAUCGGUGCGACGGAACGGC